AUGGAAGAAAAGUUAAAUGAAAUGGAACAAGCUGGUAUCAUCACAAGGACAUCAACGCCUUACAGUAGUCCAUUGACAUUCACUCUUAAAAAAGACGGCUCAAUUAGAGUACUGCUUGAUGCCAGAAGCAUAAAUAAGAAAAUGGUUGCAGAAACAGAGAAACCACCUAUACAAUUAGAUGUUUUGAAUUCAUUUCACGGAGCGAAUUAUAUCACUACCAUUGACUUAAAUAAUGCAUAUUUUCAAAUUCCGAUAAAUAAAGAUGGUAGAAAAUAUACUGGAUUCACAUUCAAUGGAAAGUCAUAUGUAUAUAAUGUUUUACCGCAAGGAUUAAAAACAUCAGUAGGAAGCUUUAGCAGAGCCAUGAAUUUAAUAUUAGGACCAGAAGUCCAAGAAUUUUGUGUGAACUAUUUAGAUGAUCUAGCCAUUAUUACAACAGGAACGUUAGAUAAACAUUUGGAGCACAUUGAUAUUGUUUUAAGUAAAUUGAACAAAGCUGGCUUAACGUGUAACUUGCAGAAAUGUGAAUUUAUUUGUAAAGAAAUUAAAAUGCUGGGUUUUAUAAUUUCAACAGAAGGCAUAAAGACAGAUCCCGAUAAGAUUCGAGCGAUCCAAGAGUUUCCAGCACCUAAAAAGAUUAAACAAUUAAGGGCCUUUUUAGGUCUAUGCAAUUUUUAG
Messenger RNA from Parnassius mnemosyne (clouded apollo), 678 nucleotides. The record is from the annotation of a GenBank genome assembly. Lineage: Eukaryota; Metazoa; Arthropoda; Insecta; Lepidoptera; Papilionidae.